Hypoxylon trugodes is the source of this 660-nucleotide messenger RNA. RefSeq lists its product as uncharacterized. NCBI's taxonomy places the organism in Eukaryota, Fungi, Ascomycota, Sordariomycetes, Xylariales, Hypoxylaceae. The record is from RefSeq and is a predicted model, not a curated record. Bases 1 to 660 code for a protein of 219 amino acids. The transcript is spliced from 2 exons.
AUGGGAUCUUCAUAUACCUACCCUAUCACCGGUAUCAAGACUGCCGAAAUCAAGCGCAACUUCGACAUUCCUAUUCGAAAAAAUGCCGACUAUUGGCGCUUAGAGCAGACGGGGAAAAAGCCUAGAGAUGAGAACAAAUCUAAGACGGGGACGGUCCCAAAGACUUUGACAUUUUGGGAAUCUUCAAAAGACCAAAAGGAGUGGGAGGACUCUCUAGAGGGCCAAGAAGCCACUACCACGAUCAACGAACUCGCGACGGGUCCCGUUUACGAAGAUACUGUCGAUUUCUCCGAAAACCCUCAACCUGCACUGGGUGCUAAGGUUGUAGAGCUUGUCUCCUGGGUUUAUUCCGUCGACAAUAUUACGGAUGAGAAGAAAGCAGAGAUUGAUUCUGGCUUUAAGAAGUUCCAGAAGGCAAUUACAACUGAAGCUCCCGAGUCCGAUGGCGGGAUUGUGGCUGGUUGGGGUUCAGCUGAAUUUGAUUUCGAAGGGGUACCCAGCAAGCGUUACACACUCCUGAUCGGAUGGAAAAGUGUCCAAGCGCAUUACAAGUGCAAGACCACUCCCCCGUUCACUGAUAACAUCCACUGGUUGAUGGACAAUGGCCACAGCAAGGUAGAGAUGGUCCAUUUUCCUUAUAGCCAAUCUAUUAAAGAUUAG